Gaeumannomyces tritici R3-111a-1 is the source of this 1783-nucleotide messenger RNA. RefSeq names its product norsolorinic acid reductase. Bases 184 to 1329 code for a protein of 381 amino acids. The record is from RefSeq and is a predicted model, not a curated record. The transcript is spliced from 7 exons. NCBI's taxonomy places the organism in Eukaryota, Fungi, Ascomycota, Sordariomycetes, Magnaporthales, Magnaporthaceae.
CUCUUCCCCGGUCCAUAUCCCCACACAUCCCCAAGGCCCUUGAGGUUCGAGGGACCCGCUCGACACCACUCCUCCACCGCCAUCAACAACAACAACCACAACAGCAACAACAACAACAAUUAGCAGCAAGCUGCCCGCCGCCUCACUAUCCCGCCGCCCGCUUCGAGCUGGACAGCCGCAGCCAUGCCGCUUAGUAGUGCUAUGCCCAUGGCGCCGCCGGCCAAGAGCCCUCUGGGACGCUACAGGCUGCUCUCGCCCACCGCCGCCGUCCGGGUCAGCCCGCUGUGUCUCGGCGCCAUGAACUUUGGCGACAAGUGGAAGGCCUACAUGGGAUCUUGCAACCAGGACCAGACGGAGAAGAUUCUUGAUUUCUUCUAUGCCCAGGGUGGUAACUUUAUCGACACCGCGAACAAUUACCAGUUCGAACAGUCCGAGGUCUGGAUCGGAGAGUGGAUGCAGAAGCGCGGCAACCGGGAACAGAUGGUCAUCGCCACAAAAUACACGUCCAACUUCCGAGCUGGCCAGGGCGGUGUUGAGAUCAUGGCAAACUCCACCGGCAAUAGUACCAAGAGUCUCCGCACCUCGGUUGAUGCCAGCUUGAGGAAGCUGCAGACUUCUUAUAUCGAUCUGCUCUACGUGCACUGGUGGGACUACUCGACGUCGAUCCCAGAGCUGAUGCAGUCCCUCAACCAUCUGGUUGCCGAGGGCAAGGUCCUGUACCUGGGCAUAUCUGACACGCCGGCGUGGGUUGUCAGCAAGGCCAACGAGUACGCGAGGAACCACGGCCUCCGUCAGUUCAGCAUCUACCAGGGACGAUGGUCGGCUGCUUCGCGCGACUUUGAGCGCGAGAUCAUCCCCAUGGUCCGCGCCGAGGGUAUGGGUCUGGCUCCCUGGGGCAGCCUGGGCGGAGGAAAGUUCAAGACGGAGGAGCAGUGGAAGGCCACGGACGGGCUCAAGGUCCAGGCCAGCGAGGACGACUUCAAGGUGUCCAAGGUGCUGGAGGACGUCGCGAAGCGCAACAACACCAUAAUCACCUCGGUCGCGCUGGCCUACGUCAUGCACAAGGCCCCCUACGUCUUUCCCAUUGUUGGAGGACGCACGGUGGAGCACCUGGCGCAAAACAUCGAGGGGCUGUUACUCGAGCUGUCCCCCGAGGACAUCGCCGAGAUCGAGGGCGCCAUCCCCUUUGACCUGGGCUUCCCGCACAACUUCCUCUGGGGCCCCAAGCCCCCGGCCCACUACCAGCAGACCUGGCUCGUCAACAUGGGCGGUCAAUACGACUACGUCCCAGACUCGCAGCCCAUCAAGCCCUUCAAAGGCGGAGAGUAGGGAUUCCGCCUUAUGAACUCUCGCUGGAGAUGGCGAGACAAGGACUACUAGGAGAAUCACGACGAGCACGCCCGCAGAAAGAGGCACCACCAUCAAACGCGCACGCGGCCAAAGUCGCGCUACUGAAAUGAGGGAUGCGGUAUUAGAGCUUGUUUCUAUCAAAAGUCGUUGCUAGUCGUAGCCUGGCUGAUUUCUCCAUUGAGCCCAGCAUCCCCACGCUCGUUUGCACUUGCUCUCCCAACCUAGACCCUAUUCUAGAAAACCAUUGCUGAUGUGGAAGAGAUUGCUCUAACCACAAGCAAGAAGAGAUGAGGACACAGAAGACUGGUUACUUUUAGAAUUAGGUCCUUAACGCCAAUAUGAUUCUUGCCAAAAAGAGUCUAUACGCACCCGUCUUAGGAGAGGGCGAAGGGAGCAACAACAUAUCGCAGAGGGGAUGGAUGUGAAUCACGAC